This is a messenger RNA of Bipolaris zeicola 26-R-13, 564 nucleotides long. RefSeq lists its product as uncharacterized. The record is from RefSeq and is a predicted model, not a curated record. Lineage: Eukaryota; Fungi; Ascomycota; Dothideomycetes; Pleosporales; Pleosporaceae. The coding region runs from base 1 to 564 and encodes 187 amino acids. The transcript has a single exon.
AUGGAUAUCGCUACCACUUCCCGCGCAUACUUUGCCAUGCCUUCUCCCAGCCCAGAUGAGAAAAUCUCCCUCCAGGCCUCAAACACAGUCUACACCUACCACUGUCUGUGCAGCCAUCUCCUCCUCGCCACAACCACACCUCUACCCUCACUGCCCACACGGCGCCACAGCCACGACGCCGCACACAUCAUGCCUCUACCUCCCCCAGCCCCCGCCGCAGCACGCAAGAACUCUGCGGAUAACUCCGCCACUACGCACGACCACUACGGCCUCCUGCUGUCCACCCGCCAAGAGCGCCAAGCCGAGAUCAUCACCAGCGACUCAGGCUUCGAAAAGCGCUAUCUCCAGCGCUGCGGCCGCUGCGACCUCGUCGUCGGCUACCAGCUCGACUGGCAGCAAUUCUCCGUCGAUCGCACCGGAAGGCGAGAAGAUUAUGUCUUCUUGCUCCCGGGUGGCUUCGUCAAGACUAGCGACAUGGUUGCGAACAAGAUGGCUUCCGCCUCUGCUGCAUCUUCGUCAAAUCCCAUGGGCAGCACCGUCAACGUCACCGAAGUAAAGGUCUGA